Messenger RNA from Closterium sp. Naga37s-1, 4053 nucleotides. Lineage: Eukaryota; Viridiplantae; Streptophyta; Zygnematophyceae; Desmidiales; Closteriaceae. The record is from the annotation of a GenBank genome assembly.
AUGUCUGCCCACGGCCGUCGUCUCAAGGCCCUAAGUGGCGUGCAUGGCCAGCAGCAACAGCACGCAGUCGCGCCUCGCGUUGCGGAAAUCCGCGCAUGUGCCGUGCCCCUGCCCUUCCGUCUCUGCCCCACCUGCCUCUCUGCGAGAGCCACCCACCUCAUCGCCCUCACGGCCCGCUGCCUGCUCACACGCGCCAUGGAUCGCAAACCGGAGGGAGGUCACAAACUCCGACGCGCACGGCGCAAACCACUUCGUGCAAGCGACGACCAGCAGGGCGCAGCACAGCAGGCAGCACCGCACGAGGCUACCAGCAGGGCUUCUAAGCCGCCUGGCUCCUCCACGGCUUCUCCCAGCAUGCGCCGCGGCAAGUCGGCUUUUGAUGCGCCUCAAAAGGCAUCCAAGCCGGCCGGCGCCUCCUCCGCGCCUGCGCCCAGCACGCGCCGCGGCAAGGCGGGGCGUGCUCCCAAGGGUCCUACUGCGGCAGCGGGGGAAGCAAGGGAGGCAGAAGAGGGAGGGGUGGGAGGGACGCUGUGCGAGUUGGAGCAGCACGUGCUGCCAUGGCGUGUGGACGACAUCUGUAACGACCAGCUCCUCUCCGCCCUCGUGCGGCCCAUCCCCACCACCUUCACAGACGUGCCCACCUACCUCGCUGCUUUCCGCUGGCCGCUCAUCGACGAGUGCCGCGCCUCCCUCAAGCGCGCCCUGCACGACCUCCCUCCCGCCUGCUCCCUCCCUGUCACCGUGCGUGCUCUCACACGCGUGGACGGUGGGACGGUGGGUGACUCGAGUGGACGGGUGGACAGCACUGUCGGUUUCUGCUACGUGGACUUGGAGGUGUGCCGCGCGGUUGGGAUCGGUGAGGAGGGUGGGACCGGUGAGGCGGGGAAGGCAGGUGCAGCAGGGCAGCGUGGGGAUGGUGGAGGGGCGGAGCUGAAGCGCACAGACGCUGCCCUAGUGCACAGGCGCGCGGGUGGAGGGGCGGAGGCGGAGCUGAAGCCCACAGACGUGCUGCUGCUGUCCUCUGUGCCCCCCUCUCGCCCACCCGCGCUGCUCGCCCCAGGAGUGCUGCACUUCCUGGCACUGCUCGUGCCGCUGCGGGGCAGGGGGCUGCGCGGCAAGAUAGUGGCUCGUGAUGGCUCACGUGAGCACAUCGCGCUCAGGGCGGCAGUGGAGGGCGGUGAGCAGGCGGGUGCAGUGGCAGUGCGGUGGUAUGCCACCCCGCUGGGCUGCCUGGCCACGCCCCUGCGCGUGUGGGCUGCGCUGCAGGGAGGGGAGGAGGGAGAGAGGCAGGACGUGGUGAGGCGGAGGAGGAUGCUGAGAGCGCUGCUGUGCUCGAAGGAGAGGCAGCAGGGGAGGCUCAAGGCUGGAGCGAGGAGAGGAGGCUCGGAGUGGAGGGAGGUAAGGCACGAAGGGGUCUGGGAGGGGAAAAGAGGGAGGGGUGUGGUGGUGGUGGUGGGGACAUGUCGCAUCAUAUCUUUGUUACGCUCAACUGAUUUUUUCCUGUACCGUUCCUUUCUGCGCUCACCUUCCCCUCUCCCUCUGCAGCAAGGCUUGGCGGUGGCUCCAGCCAUUGCAGUGGCACCUCACGAGGCAGCAGCUGUGCUGCAAGCUGUCUCCAACCUCUGCACUACCUGCCAGCUCAACCACUCCCAGCACGCAGCCGUUCUCUCCUGCCUCUCCGCCCUCCUGCCCACCCCCACCCCUCCGCCUGCUACCGCUCUCCUCUCCCCACCCCCCACCAAUCCCGAUUCCACCCCACUCCUGCCCUCCUCCUUCUCUGCAGCACUCCCCUCCUCCUCCUCCCCCCCGCAGCCCCUACAGCUGGUGCAAGGGCCGCCAGGCACAGGCAAGACGCACAUGCUGGCGGUGCUGCUGUGGGCGGUGCUGUCCCUAGGCGUGCGCACGCUCGUCUGUGCGCCCACCAACGUGGCAGCCGCCGAGGUGGCCCGCCGCAUGCUGCGCCUUGCUCUCGCUGCUGACCCACCCCUGCUCCUCCCACAGCGCUUCUGCCAACCACAGCCUGCUCAGAGCGGGGGUGGCAGGGCAGCGACAGGGGCAGCGACAGGGGCAGGGGCAGGGGCGUGUGGAGAGCGGGUGCAGGUGGGGGACAUGGUGCUGGUGGCGAACGAGGAGAGGGUGGACGUAGACGGCGAGCUCAGCAUGCUGUUUCUGGGCACCCAGGAUGGGGGCGGCAGCGGCGCACGCAGGGGGCGAGUGUGGCGGCUGCAAGCGGCUCUUAGUGGGCUGACUGGGUGGAGAGGCGCGUUUUGUGGUCUCAUGGGCGUGCUGCAGUGGACGGGCGAGCAGCUGCGCGUGGAGUAUGAGGGGCAGGAGGGAGAGUGCGGGGAGCAUGCGGAGGAGCAUGGGGAGUGCCUUACAGGUGACAAGGUGGCAGUUGGAGGGGGUGGUGGAGGGCAGAGUUGCAGGGGGGAUGGCAAGGCGGAGAACAGCGGUGGCAGGAGGCGUGAGGCUGCUGACCUGCUGAGCUUCUUCCGAGAGCGAGUGGGGAAGCUGGUGAACCAUGCCUCGGAGGCAGCAACCACUCUGGCCCAGGACCUGCCGUCCGCCCUCCUGCCGGCUCACCACCACGCGCUGCUGCUGCAGGCAGCUGACCUGCUGCCUGCGCUGCUGCACGUUCUGGCGUGCCCUGGGCUGGCGCCUACUGACGUCCUGCAGUGGCUGGAUGAUGCGGCGAGGAGGACUGCGAGGCAGGAGAGCAAGGGGGUGCGUGCAGUGCUGCAGGAGGCUGCAGUUCUAGCGGGAAUACCCUGUGGGAUUGGUGGGGCCAGCAGCUAUGCCGGGGGAAAGAAUCCUAGGAGGAACACAAGUGUCUUUGCAGCAAGACCGGUCAGCAGCAGCAGCAGCAGCAGCAGCAGCACUAGCAUCACCAAUGAUGCUGAUGCUUCUCUCGAUCAUGCCGCAGAGCUGUUCCAUGCCAUCUGCCACCACCUGCAAAGAAUCCACGCAGCCAGCCCUGCCUUCAAUCUCCCCGGGCUCAGCAGCAGCAGCUCAUCAUGGGAGAGCAUAGCAGACGCAUGUGUGAAGGGCGCGCGCCUGGUUCUGUCCACCGUGUCGUCCUCGGCGCGCUCCCUCAUCCGCCUCUCGGGCGCCUUCCCCCUGCUACUGCUGGACGAGGCCGCCCAGCUGGUGGAGGCGGAGGCGCUCGUGGCUCUGCAGGCGGGCGGCGUGCAGCACGCCGUGCUGGUCGGCGACCCUCGGCAGCUUCCCGCCACUGUCAUGAGCAAGUUGGCGGAAGCAGGUAACUACAACCGCAGUCUAUUUGAGCGGCUGCAAGGCAACGGGUGGGCGGUGCAGCUGCUGAGCGUGCAGUACCGCAUGCACCCCUCCAUCAGCGCCUUCCCCUCGCGCUGCUUCUACCGCGGCCGCAUCCAGAAUGGCGCCAACGUGUGCCGCCCGCAGCACAGUCCGAAGCACCUGCAGCCCCUGUUUGGCGCGUACAGGUUCUUUCACGUGAAGGGCAGGGAGGAGCGGCAGGGCGGGGCUAUGGAGGGUGGCAGCCGCAGCAUUGGCAACUCUGUGGAAGCUGCUCUCGUCCUCACCCUCCUGCACCGCCUCGCUCAUGCAUGCAGAGGAGUAGCUACACACACGCAGGGUGGCACGGGGCUGAAGGUGGGGGUGAUAUCGCCGUACAAGCGCCAGGUGGAAGCAUUGCAAGGGGCAGUGCAGGUGCAGGCGAGGGAAGGCGCGUGGAGGCAGCUUCUGGUGGAGGCGGGCACUGUGGACGGCUUCCAAGGCAGGGAGUGUGACGUCAUCAUCCUCAGCACCGUCCGCUGCAACACGGCUGGAUCGAUUGGAUUUGUUGCUGACCCCAGACGUCUGAACGUGGCGGUGACUCGAGCACACCAUGCCAUGUGGGUGGUGGGCGACGGUGACACGCUAAGGCGGGGCAACCGCACGUGGGAGCAACUGCUGGUGGAUGCGGAGAGGCGCGGGUGUGUGGUGAGUGCACACAGCGACCCAAGGCUGCAAGGGGCUGUUAGGACGGCUCAUGGGGACCGUAGCAAACCAGGCCGGAGAUUUGUAGCACAGUAG